CUUUAAUUAUAAUAUUUUAUACAAAAGAUAUAUAAAUGCCCUGGAUCUAAUAUACAUAGCUAGCUAGCUAGCCAGAAUUUACAAUAUCUAAUAUGGGUGAAUCAGAAACAUUUGCAGCUUUGGGAUUAUAUGAAAAUGGUGAAAGAGUUUCAAGAAUUCCUCGAGUUUUGCAGCUAUUUGCAUGUGUUCUUGAAAGGUCUAUUCAAAAGAAUGAAAGCUUAUUUGAUGAAUCAAGAAAGAAGGAUACAGUUACAGUCUUUCAUGGAUCAAGAUCACCAUCCUUAAGCAUUAGACAGUACAUUGAACGUGUAUUUAAGUAUUCCAGGUGCAGUACUUCAUGCUUUGUCGUUUCAUAUAUAUACAUAGAAAGAUUUCUUCAUCGAAUGGAUGUAAGUCUUACUUCCCUUAAUGUACAUCGCCUUCUGAUCACAAGUAUAAUGGUUGCUGCAAAAUUUCUGGAUGAUGAGUGUUACAAUAAUGCCUACUAUGCAAAAGUGGGAGGAGUGAGCACAGCAGAAAUGAAUAGAAUGGAAAUGAAAUUGUUGUUCAAUUUGGAUUUUAGACUUCAAGUAACAGUUGAAGGGUUCAAGAAUUACUGUCUGAAACUGGAAAGGGAAGGUGGUGGAGAGUUCCUGCAGAUUCACCCAACUAUCUAUGCCUGUAAUCCAAAAGGAGAUUGGCAAAGUACAACCCAUCGCACCCAAAAUACAACAAAUGGUUUCUCUGGUUAUAGGCGCAGGGCCAUGUAAUUAAAAGAAACAGAAAGAGAGAAGCAUAAUCAAACUAAACAUUUUUCUUCCCAUCUA
Jatropha curcas is the source of this 806-nucleotide messenger RNA. Its product is annotated as Cyclin family protein. The record is from RefSeq and is a predicted model, not a curated record. Gene Ontology annotation, biological process: regulation of cyclin-dependent protein serine/threonine kinase activity. Gene Ontology annotation, molecular function: protein kinase binding. Lineage: Eukaryota; Viridiplantae; Streptophyta; Magnoliopsida; Malpighiales; Euphorbiaceae.